AUGGCCGUCGAACCGUUGCUCGCCACAAAGGCGCAGCGGGCAUUUAUAGGGACAGUAACAAUUCAGGCAAUCGUAGUGUUGGUGAUGGUUGGAAUUACCUUCAAUAAGGUUGAUGAGCAUGUUGAUUUACAUGAGGGGAAAUAUACGGUACAUGUCUCCCUCGUCACGACGUGGGACAAAAAUUCACGUUUUACGCAGACCUUACCAUGUUACUUGGCCCUUUUUGCAUUGGCAGAGCUCUUCGAACUUUUCAUGGCAUUUGAUGCCUUGCGCCUCCGCAAUAUCAUCCAGCUGAUAGGACUUUUAAUUUUUCAUCUCGCACUCGUGGUUUCUGCGGCCCUUCAGGUUCACCAAACAAAAUCAGCUCUCGUUACGCUUGGAGAUGAUUGUGGUUCAGAAGAAAGCUUCACUGACUGUGGCGGUUCUGGAACGCUAUGGGCCAAGAUUCAACCUUUCCUUAUUGUUGCACCUUGCGUCAUUGGGCUCUCCUGGUUCCUUAUGAUCUUCUUCGUUAGGAAGCUAUACGCAGAGUUUGGUUGGGCAAUUUUCCAUGUUGUAGGCGCCAACCCCAAGAUGAAGACAAUGUAUCAAUGGUACCAGAUCAUGAUCUGCCUCCUCAAGUUCGAUUUCUUCUUUUUCAGUGGUGUUACCAUGCAGCUUCUCAUCGUUGUACUUCAACGCAACUCGGCGGAAUAUGGUGUUACAAUCGCUGCGAUUCCCGUGGUCCUUAUCCUGUUAAUUCUUUGUGGCUUGGCGGUACAGCGCGAAGUGAAGUGGAUAAUGUCCAUCUCGUUGGUGAUGAUGUUGGCGGCUUCGAGCUACUUAUAUAAACUCGUUCGAUUUUAUGAACCUUCAUCCCAAGCCCAGUACCAAACGACACGAGCCACUCUUACUGUUUUCACGAUCGUUGCCUUCAUUUUACUUAUUGGGACAUUUGCUGUGGGCCUUCGAUGCUUCGCUGAUUUUGACCGAGGGCUGCAGGCUUCCAAAAUCAAUGCUGUCCCUAGUCGGCCAAAACUUGCCGGCGAAAAGGCCAGCUCGAAUCAAGCAUACCAAUCAGGGGCCCCACUAGGCCCUCGGAUAUCCAUUGAAUGA
Laccaria bicolor S238N-H82 is the source of this 1095-nucleotide messenger RNA. RefSeq lists its product as uncharacterized. The coding region runs from base 1 to 1095 and encodes 364 amino acids. Gene Ontology annotation, cellular component: Golgi apparatus. The transcript has 14 exons. The record is from RefSeq and is a predicted model, not a curated record. NCBI's taxonomy places the organism in Eukaryota, Fungi, Basidiomycota, Agaricomycetes, Agaricales, Hydnangiaceae.